Messenger RNA from Owenia fusiformis, 921 nucleotides. Lineage: Eukaryota; Metazoa; Annelida; Polychaeta; Sabellida; Oweniidae. The record is from the annotation of a GenBank genome assembly.
UUCGUUUAGCAGAGGAUGUGUACCUCAAUGGGAGUUAGAGGCUAAUUUCCAUCCUGGUUUAGUGGAUAUAAGAAAUUCGUCAGAAUCAACCAAACUUUCGAAUGGUGAUGAGAUUUCUCCACGCAUAGUUCGUGAGCAUUUACCAUCUGCAGAAAAUGUUAUAGAUGGCUAUGUCAGCCAGUUUGAUUAUAGUAAGUUGCCUAUUUGGGAUCCUAAAUAGUUUGUGGCAGGGAGGUUACACAGCUUAGUGUUUAGAAAGAAAUGGGAAAAUCUCUUUAUAGAUUAUCUGGGGAAUGAUCCGAAUAUUAUGAACUGGUUGUGUAAUGGAGUGGACAUUUCAGAAUACUUUGUACACUUUAAGGGCUCUUUCAAGGGGGAAGCAUAUGAUAGUGAUACACCCCCAAGAAAUUUCUUUAGAAAUGCUGAAAGUUGUAUACCGUUUGUGGAUUUUAUAGCUAAAACAUUGGAAGAUAAAAUAAAAACGGGUGCUAUUAAACUUCUGGGAAGGCUUGGGGAAUGCCAAAUGCCACAUGUUGUCAUGCCUUUGUUAGUAGAACCGUCAAAACCACGUUUAUGCCACGAUGACCGUUAUAUCAAUUUAUGGAUGAGGGACAUGCCUUUUACAUUAGAAAGACUUAGGGAGGUGCCAAGAAUGAUCGAGAGGGGUGCUGUAUUGUUUAGCUGAGACGAUAAAAGUGGAUAUGACCAUGUCCUGCUGUCUGAGAGUUCUCAAAUGUAUUUUGGGAUUGUGUUUGGGGAGUGGGUCAUGGUAUAUAGAACUAUCCCAUCUGGUUGGAAAUUGAGUCCGUAUGUAUAUCAUCAGUCACUCGGGAUGGUGGUUACCUCAUACUUGAGAUCCCUCCAAAUAAGCACAAUGCAAUACGUUGAUGAUCGGCCAUUUGUGGUCAAUAGGAAACCCAG